AUGUCAAAGCUGUUUUCUACCGUUAAUUCUGCAAGGCAUACCGUUACACUGGGCAGUAUGAAAGACUAUGUGCAUAUCAAGAAGUUAGAGAUGAACACGGUUCUGGGACCAGAUUCUUGGAACCAAUUGCUGCCUCAGAAAUGCCUGUUAAGUUUAGAUAUGGGCACAGAUUUCAGUAAGUCAGCGGCUACAGAUGACUUAAAGUACUCUUUAAAUUACGCAGUUAUUUCUCGUGAUCUGACAAAAUUUGUUAGCAGGAGGAAAAAUUGGGGCUCUGUUUCCAAUUUAGCUAAAUCUUUAUCUCAAUUUGUUAUGGCUACAUAUGCCGGUGUUGAAUCACUGAAUUUAGAAGUGCAAGCAGAUACGAUACACAUUAGAAGUGAUCAUAUUUCUUGCGCCAUUCAACAAGACAGACAAAAUCCAGAUCAAAAAAAAUUUGAUGUUGUGAGAAUAUCAGAUCUGAAAAUGCUGACUUUGAUUGGUGUUUUCACUUUUGAAAGGCUCAGGAAGCAAUAUGUCACGUUGGAUAUAAAAUUACCUUGGUCGAAGAAGGCUGAGUUGGCACCCCCAGUGCAAAAUGUCAUCGAUGAUGUUGUGAAAUUUGUAGAAGCUUCAAACUUCAAGACCGUUGAAGCCUUAGUGGAAUCUGUGACAGGUAUUAUUGCCAAUAACGAUUAUUUCCAAAAAUUUCCAGAAUUGCCAAUUGUAGUCAAGGUUUUGAAGUUAAACGCAAUUACGGCUACUGAGGGUGUAGGGGUGAGUUGUGUUAGAGAGCCUAGGGAUAUCAAAACCUUGAGUACCACUGACAAUGAACAGCCUUGUGGCGAUAAUGAGACUUCUAAUACCGCCUUUGAUUUACCUUCAUUGCAAAACACAUUUGUUGAGGGGAAAGAUACAUGGAAAACGGCUUUCUUAGCAUUUGGUUCAAACAUUGGAGAUCGUCUCAAGCAUAUUCAAAUGGCAUUGAAGUUACUAUCGAAGGAAAAAACAAUUAGAAUACUGAAUAUUUCGUCUGUUUUUGAAAGUGAACCAAUGUAUUUCAAAGAUCAAAGUCCCUUUAUGAAUGGGUGCAUUGAACUGAAAACUCUAUUGGCUCCAAGAGAAUUAUUGAAAUUAUGCAAAAAAAUUGAGUACGAAGAAUUGCAAAGAAUCAAGCAUUUUGAUAACGGACCCAGAACAAUAGAUUUGGAUAUCGUCAUGUAUUUGAAUAGUGUCGGGGAGGAUGUACUGGUAAAUGAAGCUGAUUUAAAUAUACCACAUCCUAGAAUGUUAGAGAGAACUUUUGUUCUUGAGCCACUAUGUGAGCUAAUAUCACCACGUUACCUUCAUCCUGUGACAGCAGAACCUAUAGUAGACUAUCUAAAACAAAUAUACGAGAAGCAGAAUGAUGAAGAUACUUUAUGGAAAUUAGUUCCGUUACCUUCCCGUGAUAAUACGGAAUCUAGGUUUCUGAAAUUCAAAACGAUAACCACCAUCGAUGAAUUAACUGGAGAAGCAAAAAGAAUCACUAUUUCACCAACAUAUAUCAUGGGUAUAUUCAACGCUACCCCAGAUUCUUUUUCAGAUGGAGGUGACCAUUUUACUGACAUUCAAAGUCAAAUGAAUAGUGUUGCCAACAUGUGUAAAGAAGCAUUGACUUUGCAUGACUACGUGAUCAUCGACAUUGGAGGGUGUUCCACUAGACCUAAUUCUAUUCAAGUAUCUGAAGCAGAAGAACUAAAGAGGACAAUCCCAUUAAUUAAAUCCAUCAGAGAAAACUCUAACUUGCCACAAGAAAAACUUAUACUCUCCGUCGAUACUUACCGUUCCGACGUCGCUAAAGAGGCUAUUGCGGCUGGAGUGGAUAUUAUCAACGAUAUUUCUGGAGGAUCUUUUGAUAGCAACAUGUUGGACGURAUUGCCGAAAAUCCAGAAGUCUGUUAUAUCCUUUCACACAUUCGUGGCGAUAUUUCAACGAUGAACAAAUUGACACAUUACGAGGACUCUGCCUUAGGCGAUUGUGUUCAACAAGAGUUCGUGAACAACACUGACAUUCAACAGUUGGAUAAACUGAAAGACAGCACAACAUUAAUUAGAAAUAUAGGACAAGAAAUUGGAGAAAGAUACUUGAGAGCAAUCGAAAAAGGCGUCAAGCGUUGGCAAAUAAUAAUAGAUCCUGGGCUUGGGUUUGCCAAGAAUGGGAAACAGAACUUACAAAUUAUUAGACAAAUUCCCAUGUUGAAGAACUACUCUUUCAUCAUGGACACACAAGAUUCUCAUACCUAUAUAAACUUCAGAAACAUCCCUGUUCUGCUAGGCCCAUCGCGCAAAAAAUUCAUUGGACACAUUACAAAGGACGUAGACGCAAAACAAAGGGACUUUGCCACCGGAACCGUAGUCGCAUCGUGUGUUGGAUUUGGUAGUGACAUGGUUAGGGUUCAUGACGUGAAAAAUUGUUCGAAGAGCAUUAAAUUAGCAGAUGCUAUUUAUAAAGGUUCGGAAUAA
This is a messenger RNA of Saccharomyces eubayanus, 2484 nucleotides long. It is a transcript of the gene FOL1, whose product is annotated as trifunctional dihydropteroate synthetase/dihydrohydroxymethylpterin pyrophosphokinase/dihydroneopterin aldolase FOL1. Gene Ontology annotation, cellular component: mitochondrial envelope. Bases 1 to 2484 code for a protein of 827 amino acids. Lineage: Eukaryota; Fungi; Ascomycota; Saccharomycetes; Saccharomycetales; Saccharomycetaceae. Gene Ontology annotation, molecular function: 2-amino-4-hydroxy-6-hydroxymethyldihydropteridine diphosphokinase activity; dihydropteroate synthase activity; dihydroneopterin aldolase activity. Gene Ontology annotation, biological process: tetrahydrofolate biosynthetic process. The transcript has a single exon. The record is from RefSeq and is a predicted model, not a curated record.